Molecule: messenger RNA, 2559 nt
Organism: Telopea speciosissima
Lineage: Eukaryota; Viridiplantae; Streptophyta; Magnoliopsida; Proteales; Proteaceae
Product: probable serine/threonine-protein kinase WNK9
Exons: 7
Coding region: 137-2320 (727 amino acids)
Biological process (GO): protein phosphorylation; intracellular signal transduction
Cellular component (GO): cytoplasm
Molecular function (GO): ATP binding; protein serine/threonine kinase activity
Source: RefSeq, a predicted model, not a curated record
AUCAUCGUUGUCUCUCUUCUGCUGCUGCUGCUUCUCUCUCUCUCUCCUCCAUCGGUCUCAAGAGUAAAGAGACGGUUAUAAUUCAAAAGGGAGUAAACUAAUAUUAACCAGCAGAAGUAUCAGAAACGAAUAGAGAAUGAAUGGGCUUACACCUCUUGAACCAGAUUACUCUGAGUUUGUUGAAGUUGAUCCCACUGGAAGAUAUGGAAGGUACAAUGAAAUCCUUGGCAAAGGAGCAUCAAAAACAGUUUACAGAGCCUUUGAUGAGUAUGAAGGGAUUGAAGUCGCUUGGAACCAGGUCAAGCUUUAUGAUUUCAUGCAGAGCCCUGAAGAUCUGGAGAGACUUUACUGUGAAAUCCAUCUCCUCAAGACAUUGAAGCAUAAGAACAUCAUGAAGUUCUAUACUUCUUGGGUUGAUACUGCAAACAGGAAAAUUAAUUUUGUAACCGAGAUGUUUACUUCUGGGACUCUGAGGCAGUACCGGGAGAAGCACAAGAGGGUUAACAUUAGAGCGGUGAAGCAUUGGUGCAGACAGAUCUUGAGAGGUCUUCUCUAUCUCCACAGCCAUGACCCUCCAGUGAUUCACAGAGAUCUCAAAUGCGACAACAUCUUCGUCAAUGGGAACCAAGGGGAGGUUAAGAUUGGCGAUCUCGGCCUCGCUGCAAUCCUCCGUAAAUCACACGCUGCCCACUGCGUUGGCACACCAGAGUUCAUGGCUCCAGAAGUAUAUGAAGAAGAGUAUAAUGAACUAGUUGACAUUUAUUCCUUUGGAAUGUGCAUCUUGGAAAUGGUCACUUUUGAAUAUCCAUACAGUGAAUGCACCCAUCCUGCUCAGAUCUACAAGAAAGUUGUAUCUGGGAAAAAACCAGAUGCUCUAUACAAAGUGAGGGAUCCUGAAGUGAGGCAAUUUGUGGAGAAGUGUCUGGCCACUGCAUCUCGAAGGCUCUCAGCAAGGGAGCUUUUGAAGGAUCCUUUUCUUCAAAUCCAUGAUUUUGGUUUAGAUUUGAGACCAAUAGACUUGAGGCCAGAACUCGAUGAUGUGGGCCCUCUCCUAAGGCAGCCUCUCUUCGAGCUUCAUCACAGUAACAAUUCAUUGAUUGAUGGGUACUCCAGUGACCUUGGUCAUGAACUUGAGAAUGGAUGGGGUUACCAUCCGGCAGAGAUUGAACUUUUCACUUACCAAGAGGAUGACCAUUCUGAUGAUGUAGACAUAUCGAUCAAGGGGAGGAUGAGAGAAGGUGGUGGGAUCUUUUUGAGGCUCAGAAUUGCAGAUAAAGAAGGCCGUAUCCGCAACAUCUACUUCCCUUUCAACAUCGACACAGAUACUGCUUUGACUGUUGCAACAGAAAUGGUUUCUGAGUUGGAUAUCACUGACCAAGACGUGACUAAGAUAGCAGAUAUGAUCGACGGGGAGAUUGCUUCAUUGGUGCCAGAGUGGAAGUUGGGGCCUAGCAUAGAGGAAAUCCCCCACUUUGCAAGUGUAAGCUUUUGUCACAAUUGUGCUUCUAAUGGCUCCUCCACCGGUUCCCUUAUGGACUAUCUCUCCAUGAAUAAUCCACAAGUACUCCAGUGUUCUCUUCAUGGAUGCACUGCAACACAUGGUCGGUUUGAAGAGAUCACAUAUCAAGCUGAGGGGUCAGAGCAUUCUAUAACAGAGGGUGCCCCUAUCUUAUCAAGACAUUCAGAUUGCAUACCAUAUGCCGAUGUUUGGGCUCAGCAUGAAGGCCCUGAAUUAAGUUCUGAGUCUUCUGGGGAGCCUCACUCUGAUGUGGAACAUGAGAAGGUGGAUCAAUCAGUCUGUUCUAAGGAUGAGAGAGUGAUAGGUGUUGACAAUCAAAUGGAAUUCAGUUCAAUAAGCUCCAUGGACCAGUUACCUGGCCAUGAUUCUAUUAUAACUUCAUCAGCUUGUGACUUCUCCGAUGAUUAUUACGAUAAUGAGAUCAGACAAGAAUUGAGAUGGCUCAAAGCAAAGUAUCAGAUGGAAUUGAGAGAGCUCCGAGACCAACAAUUAGGAAUUAAAUCAAAUGCUUCAUCUCCGAGGUCCGAGAGUAGGUACAUAGCCCCAUUACAAGGGGAAAACAGUGAAGUCAAAUUGAAAUCUUUGGCCUCAGAGAAGCAUUUAAAUUCAUGUUUCCCUCUUCAUGUCCAGAAGAGCUGCCCCUAUUCUGAGACCCAAAGGGCUCGACAUUGUGAGGCGACUGACAAAUCUUCUAGUCCAGAGUUCAUGGCCACCACCACCAAGAGUUUCUACACUGGAUCUCUGCUCCCACACCCUAUUCACAGAACUACAUCCCUUCCAGUUGAUGCUUUUGAUGUUUAGAUCUGUAAGACCCUCAAAUUCUUUCACCUGUCCAAUUACACACACAUACAAGCUGUAUAUUUAGUAUGCAUUAUACUUCUGUGUAGCCCCUGUAUCUCUUCUUCCCCUGUUGGAGAAAGCCAAGCUGGGAAGGUGAUGGGGUCUCUGUAAUUCUGAUCAAAGAUGUAAUUUUUAACAGCCAAAGUGUGAAUCACUUCAGCCAUUUCCAUUAAGGUAAUGAAGAAAAUUUUCUGUUGAAA